AUGUCUGCCUCUCAAGCUAUCGAAAUAGAUGAUACUUCCAGCGAUGAGGAACACCAGUUCAGCCUUCCACUGUCCCUCCCUCCCCUCAAACUUGAGCACAGUGAAUCCAUCGUCUUAAUACCCGAAACUCAGCAAACACGUUCUCCUGAUCCCUCUUCUACACCUCUAAGAGAGAUCAGAGAAGAUUCAAGCCACUCUGAUCUUCCCGUCCCUUUAUCCGCUCAGUCAGAUCCAGUUGACUCUGAAAAUCUCUCACAGGACGAUGAAGAAUUGACCCUCUUUGAUGAGGAUGAAUUUGGUCCACAUGAACGUCUUUCCAACCUUGUUCACAAGUCUCUACGCCUUCCCCCGCAGCCAGAUGUUAAUACAGCUCGAGAUAAAUUGUUUAAUAUAGCAAAAGACAAGGGUUUUGCAUUGGUCACAAGCUCCAGCAACCAAAAACUUCAAUAG
This is a messenger RNA of Tremella mesenterica DSM 1558, 450 nucleotides long. RefSeq lists its product as uncharacterized. NCBI's taxonomy places the organism in Eukaryota, Fungi, Basidiomycota, Tremellomycetes, Tremellales, Tremellaceae. The transcript has a single exon. Bases 1 to 450 code for a protein of 149 amino acids. The record is from RefSeq and is a predicted model, not a curated record.